Molecule: messenger RNA, 708 nt
Organism: Aspergillus homomorphus CBS 101889
Lineage: Eukaryota; Fungi; Ascomycota; Eurotiomycetes; Eurotiales; Aspergillaceae
Product: GNAT family N-acetyltransferase
Exons: 2
Coding region: 1-708 (235 amino acids)
Molecular function (GO): acyltransferase activity, transferring groups other than amino-acyl groups
Source: RefSeq, a predicted model, not a curated record
AUGUACACAAUCCGCCCAGCAACAGAACACGACGUCCCAUCCCUCACGCAAAUCAUCAUCCAAGCCUUCGCGCGCACCCCCUUCUGGGAGAAUCUAUUUCCAGAAGGAACCACAGAUCCUCGGCCCUUAAAAACCGCCCGCACGCUCUCCAAACUCCUCGACCCAACCACCCACGUCCUCGUCGCCGAGCACCCUUCGACUGGCCGUAUCGUAGGCUACGCGCGCUGGACCCUCCCCUCCUCCUCAACCUCAACUUCCUGCUCAUCGACAGUGCCAACGACACAUCCACGCAUCCCCGCCAUCUCAGAAGAAGCCCAGCGAAUGGCCUCGCGAUCGUCGGAGUUAUUCCCCUCGGGCGGGAACCGGGCGGCGUAUGAUUCGUUCUAUGAGGGGUUGGAGCGCGGGAAGAAGCGGUAUCUUUCCGAAGGGGAUUUCGUGCUUGAACUUCUGGCUACGUUGCCCGAAGAACAAGGAAAAGGCGUUGCGUCCGGGUUGCUACGCUGGGGGUUGGAGAGGGCCGAUGCGGUGAAUGCGCGGGUUUAUCUUGAGGCGACGGAGGAAGGGUAUCCCAUCUAUAGGAAGUAUGGGUGGCGGGACCUUGGGGAGUUUAGGAUGGAUUUUGAGGAGUUUGGGGGGUGGGGGGUUCAGAGGUGGGUUUUUAUGAUGCGGGAUCCGGGUUAUGGUCUGGAUCAGGAUAUCAAAAAUUGA